Molecule: messenger RNA, 1305 nt
Organism: Diutina rugosa
Lineage: Eukaryota; Fungi; Ascomycota; Pichiomycetes; Serinales; Debaryomycetaceae
Product: tRNA dihydrouridine synthase
Exons: 1
Coding region: 1-1305 (434 amino acids)
Biological process (GO): tRNA processing
Molecular function (GO): flavin adenine dinucleotide binding; tRNA dihydrouridine synthase activity
Source: RefSeq, a predicted model, not a curated record
AUGACGUUGGAGAAGCUCACGGGGCGUGCCCUUUACCAGGCGAUGGGCCUGCCGAAGACGGUGGUGGCUCCCAUGGUCGACCAGUCGGAACUUGCCUGGCGCAUUCUUUCUCGCCGCUACGGUGCCGAUCUCUGCUAUACUCCGAUGUUCCACGCUCGUCUCUUUGCCAACGAAGAAAAGUACCGCCGGCUGAUGUGGUGCCCUGAGCUUGAUGGCCAAAAGGGAGAUAGACCUUUGAUCGUCCAGUUCUGUGCUAAUGACCCCGAUACGUUGCUUAAGGCCGCCCAGUACGUGGAAAACGACUGCGAUGCCGUUGAUCUCAAUUUGGGGUGUCCUCAAGGGAUCGCCCGGAAAGGUAAAUACGGGGCGUUUUUGAUGGAGGACUGGGACCUUGUGUAUAAGCUUAUUAAUACUCUCCACAAGCAUUUGAAGGUCCCCGUGACCGCUAAGAUCCGCAUUUACGACGACUGGGAAAAGCUGUUAGAGUAUGCGAAAAUGGUAUUACUGGCUGGAGCCCAAUUCAUCACCAUCCAUGGGCGUACUCGUGACAUGAAGGGACAACAAACAGGGCUUGCCAACUGGAAAAUCUUAAAGUAUUUGCGGGACAAUUUGCCCAAGGACCAAGUGUUCUUCGCUAACGGUAACAUCUUAUACCCUGAAGACUUGGCUCGCUGCACUGAUGAAGUUGGCUGUGAUGCAGUGAUGCUGGCUGAAGGUAACUUAUACAAUCCAGGGGUGUUUUGGACCAAAGACAGCGACAUCGACAAGCAGUUCCCACGUGUCGAUAAGCUUUUACGAGAAUACUUUGAUAUCCUCAAAGAUGUAAUCCCCAAGGGGCUGGAAGCAUCACGCCACGCGAUGAAGGCCCAUUUCUUCAAAUUGCUCCACGCGUUCCUCGUCAAGAACCCCGAUAUGAGACCGAUGAUCGGGCAGACAAGUGUCCACGCUUCUCUUGACGAUUGGGAGAAGAUUGUCGCCGAAGUCGAGCUGAGAGUGGCUAAGAUCUACGAGGAUCCUGAAAACAAGGCUGAAGAUAAAAUAACGGUGGGUCCCGUCCAGCUGUGGGGCGGAAGCUACCGUACCGUGCCUUACUGGCGGGCUCAGCCGUAUUUCCGUACCGUCGACGGUGAAAAGCAAAAUACACGAGUGCUUAAAGUGGCGGGCGAAAAGCGUCCCGCUGAAGAAACCGACGCCCCCGUUGCCAAGAAGACAAAACCAGAGGCCACCACUGAGGCCACCACUGAGGCCACGACUAUGGAAACUAAGGCUGAGGCGAAGGCUGAAGAGACCACUACUCAAACCUAA